GAAAACAGGGAUUGGGAAUCCCCCAUCGGUGUGGUGACCCCGGAGAUGUUCCGGGAGCUGCAGAAUUCCCAGAUCAUCCAACAGCUCACAGAGAAGUUCAAGGAGGAUUCCCCGGAAUACCCGUUAUCCAUGAGCUCCCGGCCCUGGUGCCGAUUCCAGGCGGGAUUCUUGGAGCUGGUGGCCACAGUGGUGCGGAGGUGCCAGUACAACGUCAUUUAUGACGGAUUCCUCAUGGAUUCCUGGAUUUCCUUCCUCACCGGGCUCUCGGAUUCCCAGGUCUGGGCGUUCUGCCACACCAGCACCUUGGCAGCCCUGAAGCUGAUGAUGGCGCUGGUGGACGUGGCCUUGGGCAUCCACGUCCAGCAGGAGAACAACCAGACGCACCUGGAGGCAGAAAAGGCCAAGGAAUUGGGAAGAAGGGGCACAGAAAAACUGGAAGCACUGAUUUAAUGAGCCAUUUGCAGU
Messenger RNA from Pseudopipra pipra, 465 nucleotides. Its product is annotated as cohesin subunit SA-2-like. Gene Ontology annotation, molecular function: chromatin binding. Gene Ontology annotation, biological process: sister chromatid cohesion. Lineage: Eukaryota; Metazoa; Chordata; Aves; Passeriformes; Pipridae. The coding region runs from base 46 to 450 and encodes 134 amino acids. The record is from RefSeq and is a predicted model, not a curated record. Gene Ontology annotation, cellular component: chromatin; nucleus; cohesin complex. The transcript is spliced from 3 exons.